AUGUUGAAUGCUCUUCGGGCUGCCGCCAUUGAAGUCGGGGUGGCGAUCAAUAAGAACGGUUCAAGGCGGCACGACGGCAGACGGUGCUCUCGAACGUUGCUCGGUUUGUGGAUGGAACUGCAGCAUCCGAAGAUGAAAACCUACUUGAUGUUCUUGCUUCUCCUCACCACCGCCAUCACCGCCACCGACUCGACGCCCGCCCGCAAGAAGCACGAGCUCUUCACGAAACUCGGCUUCAAGCGCAUCAAGGCCCCCAACACCCACCACCGAAAGCGGUUGGCGGUGGAGUCCCGCCACCACACCCGCUCCGACGACUCGCACAUGUACGUGAUCAAGCUGCCGCCCAACCCCCAUUACUACGCCCACUACGCCCCCAAUUCCUUCGCCAUUCCGCGCAAGAACAUCCCCGUCGAUUUUACGAGCAACGGCAAGCCCGCCAAAGUCUAUCACUGGAACAUUCCGGUGAUUAAGAAGAUCGUCUCCGCCAAGCACAAAUCGCGAACGACCGACACCAACAUCCCUAACGAUAUAGAUUUUCAGAACGAGGUGUUCGACAAGCCAGAGAAGGAGAGGAAAGCGACGAAACCUACCUAUUACGUGCCUGUGAAACCCAAGAAGGCUUCGUUUAUGAAGUAUUUCCCCGGAAACGGGAAAUUGCACUCGUUCUACGUUAUCGAGAGCAGUAAAAAGGCACAUUAUCACAGGUUGUUGCCAUGACGGUUGCCGAGGGUGGAGAUGUUUGUGCAAUACAAUGGGUCGUUCUAGACUGACGUUUGUGCUUAUAUUUUUCAGUUUUAUAAUUAUGUAUUCUUUGUUUAUUAUUAAUACAUUUUUAUUUAUA
Messenger RNA from Zophobas morio, 841 nucleotides. RefSeq lists its product as uncharacterized. The record is from RefSeq and is a predicted model, not a curated record. The transcript is spliced from 3 exons. Lineage: Eukaryota; Metazoa; Arthropoda; Insecta; Coleoptera; Tenebrionidae. The coding region runs from base 1 to 717 and encodes 238 amino acids.